Hermetia illucens (black soldier fly) is the source of this 945-nucleotide messenger RNA. RefSeq lists its product as uncharacterized. The transcript is spliced from 3 exons. Gene Ontology annotation, molecular function: carbohydrate binding. The record is from RefSeq and is a predicted model, not a curated record. Bases 198 to 620 code for a protein of 140 amino acids. NCBI's taxonomy places the organism in Eukaryota, Metazoa, Arthropoda, Insecta, Diptera, Stratiomyidae.
AUUCGCCGGCAAUUCAUUCCAUUUCUUGUGAGUGAUCGGAUAUAAGGUCGAAGAAGAAAGUUUAGUAAGCACUCCAGAUUGAAUCGCGGGACGGAUCGUGUGCGGAAAGCAUUUGUGUGAGAUUUUUAACUGGCAAUAAAGUAUUAAUUAAGAAAUAAAUAAAGCUGUGAAUUGUUAUCUCUGAAAUUGUAAUCACUAUGUCGAAAAUUAUGAUGCGCUUACCAAAAGCUUUGCAAGAAGGCGACGAAAUAACGAUAUCGGGACAUCUGGUGGAUGGUGCUAAUGAAUUAUCUAUCGAUUUCACAGCCGAUGCCGAUGUCGAGGAUCCUGAAGAUAUAAUUUACCACUUUAAAGUGCACCAAAGUAAAAUCAGUCAAAACACGAAAGUUUCAGGUGAAUGGUUACCUGGCGAAACUGAAGCAAACACUUUUAUUUUAGAGGAGAAGAAUUUAACACUAACUUUCAAAUUUAUCAGCGAUGAGGUCUUCGUUUACAGUGGUGACGAAGGUCGUAAUUUCGAAUGUCAGUUCCGGUUGAACGAACCAAUGGCACACAUUGGUGCUGUUCAUGUGAGCGGAGAUGUGAAGAGAAUAAGCCAAGUGACUUUCCGAUAUGCAUAAGAUUGAUAUCUUCAUCUCUUCUUAAAAUAAGUUCCAAUAAUUUUAAACAAAUCUUUGCUGAGAAAUGAAGAAAGAACUUUAAUUUGGCGUAUUUAUCAAAAUGUUUUGAAUAGUUCAAGGUACCUGAAUGGUAUGUUUACGCGGCUUUAACAAAUUAUAAAUUUGAAAAUACAUUACUAUGUAUGUGGACAGUAUUGUAUGUUUAGGAAACUACAGUUAUAAGAAAAUGCUUUUGGUUUUAUAUCAUAAUUUAUAUAUUGUUAUAAUUCUAUUGAAACUUAAAAUAUUUAAUAAAGUUUUUUUUUAUGAAAUGGACAGCAAAAAA